Molecule: messenger RNA, 1269 nt
Organism: Dacryopinax primogenitus
Lineage: Eukaryota; Fungi; Basidiomycota; Dacrymycetes; Dacrymycetales; Dacrymycetaceae
Exons: 6
Coding region: 1-1269 (422 amino acids)
Source: RefSeq, a predicted model, not a curated record
AUGCCUGUCCAUGCUCAUGGUCACGGUUCAACACUGGCACGAUACCACUCCUACUACAUUCCACCAUUCGCCCUCCCCCUCUACUUCAUCUUCCUCCUGCUUGGUGCCUCCCUCCUCAUCGCGCUUAUCAUCACCCUCGCCCUCGUCCGGCCCUUACACAGAACAGCGACGUUGCUGAACCUCUGCGUCGCGUGGGUCGCGGUACCGCUCAUGCUGAGCUUCUUGCUGUUUGCAGGCCAAGUAAACAACCCCCAGCCCAGCUUCCCAGUCUGCCUCACCUCCGCCGCCCUCGCCCUGGGCGCAUCCCCGCUAGGAGGUUUCGCAGCAAGUAGUAUGGUAUUCCAGAUAUUUCUGCUUGUUGUGCAUCCUAUUAGGAUGGGGGACAACGACCGGUGGGUGACUCUUGCUUUGGUAGCGUUUCCGUGGGUUGCGGGGCUGGCGUACCUAAUCGCUACACUUGGUGUUGGCCUGGCUCACCCCAACCUCGUAAUCCGGAGCAAAUUCUACUGUAUCCUCGCCUCCGACCCAAUAACCAGCGCCAGCUCAGCAAUGAUAAUCUUCGCGAUGGUGCUCUCCGUCCUCCUCAUCCUUACUAUAAUCCUCAAAGUCUACCGGACGCCACUGCGCCGCCCCUCCCCGCCUCCUCCCUCACACACCGCAUCCGCCCAUACCCCACGCAUAAAAUCCAACCUCCUAGACUUGCAGCUCUGUCUCCGCCUGCUCAUCUUCGGCGGGUACGUCCUCUUCGCCAUCUUCGCUGGAAUAGUCGCAUUCUGGAACUACGCAAGUCUCGUGCCGGAUCUCGUACUGUCCACAGUACCGAUAGCGGUGUUUUGUAUAUUUGCAAGUCAGAGGGACGUCUUGCGCGCUUGGGGGAUCGGGCGAAAAACAGAUCGGGGCGAGAGGGGAGAGAGCAUGAGAGGCUCGCAGCGCCAGAGUACGGGGAGUGAGCGCAAGCCCCCGUCCGUGUCGAAUGAUCCCCUUGCAGAGCUGGACGUGCUGGAGAUGGGCGCAGGAGCCCCUGUCUCCCCUUCACUUUCUGUCGACGCUGCAACGCCGGACAGCACACUCGUCGGCACUUCUCUCGGGUGCCCACUUACACCGGUUCUGGAUGACCCUCACCCGGAGAAGCACCAAGGGAUGCAGGGAGAAGAGGAAGUGGAUCUGGCGGACGAAGAGUUGGAGCCGCCUUGUUUGGGAGAGGAACGGGUCAGAAGGUCGAGUUUCACCAGAACACCGGAGGAUGAUAGGUUUGUGCUGAGGUCGUAG